Pseudocercospora fijiensis CIRAD86 is the source of this 3005-nucleotide messenger RNA. RefSeq lists its product as uncharacterized. NCBI's taxonomy places the organism in Eukaryota, Fungi, Ascomycota, Dothideomycetes, Mycosphaerellales, Mycosphaerellaceae. The record is from RefSeq and is a predicted model, not a curated record. The coding region runs from base 1 to 2586 and encodes 861 amino acids. The transcript is spliced from 2 exons.
AUGGUGAGGCUCAUAUACCACCACUCUCCCGCCCACGCCCACGCCCACACCCACGCCCACGCCAACGCCUCCCGCCGACCGUCGACCUCCCUUCACACUACUGUUUGGAUCUACGGCCCGAUCGCACGGUGCCAGCGCCAGGAGCAGGCUCAGGCACACCUCCGCACACAACUUGCAGACCUCUCGCGACCUUCUUCCAGCAGUGGCAGCGUCGGCAGUCGCAGUCUCCGCCGUGCACCAAGAUUUGACGAUUUCACGCCAUCUCGUCUGCGAUCGACCUCUGUCGGCCCUCCCGAUCGUCGCGCAGACUCACCAACACGUCCAGAGCCUUCGCCUCCACCACGUGCAGCAUCGUCGCCACCACGGCCAAUUCAUCAUCGGCGAGCGACUAGUGCACACUUUGCCACCUCAGCACCUCAUCCAGCACUUCGAAUCUCUAAGCGAACACAUUCUGCCAUCUUGUAUGCGCUAGAAGAGGCCAUUCGUAAGCCAAACCCCUUCACCGCCGACGAGAUUGAGGAGAACGCUCAGAUGUCAGAUCUCGGCGGUGGCAGCACUGCCCGAGCAUCCAAUGGCGGAGCACGAACAGGAGGACCUGUGCCAGUGUCUGGUUCCAGCAGCACGCCGAUUAGGACUCCGCGUGAUGUGAUGAGAGAUCGCAAUGCACGAGAAGCAAGACGGCAAGAGCAGCAACGGGUAGAGGAACAGCAACGGGUAGCUGAGGAGAGACGAAGAAGUGCUGAGCGGAGAGCUGCCACAAUGCCUGGAGCCGCGCCGAGAUUCUCCAACACCUCAAGUCAAUACAGCCCGGAUGUGAGAGCUGCAGAAGGCCAAUUCGACCCCGGUCAAGCGGAGCGAAGGAGUAGUCGCAUCGCUGGCGAGGUUGCAGGCACCAAUGUUCUUGGCGAACCGACGGGUAGAACAACUUCGGAACCGCCGCCCAACAGGACGAGAGGCUCCAGCAUACCGCAGGCCGGCCCUUCACAACCAGCUGCAGCUACAGCCGGUGCUUCACGUCGAACACAGAGCAGCCAGGCAGGACCUCGCCAACCUGCUCCUGCCGCAUCGGCUGGCGCACAUGCUGGAUCGGCUGGUGCUGCUGCUUCGACUGUGGGAGAGGGAUCACAGCGCGGUGCUCAAUCAUCCUCAUUUCCUCACGCGUUUGAGAGAUGGGAGACCUUGUCGUCACACUGGGAAGGUCUGACAUCCUACUGGUUGCACAAGCUCGAACAGAAUACGGAGGAGAUACGUGAAGCGGUGCCUAACGCCUCAACCCUGAACAGGCAGAUUACCGACCUGUCCGCUGCUGGAGCAAACCUCUUCCACGCCGUCGUCGAGCUUCAACGAUUACGAGCUAGUAGCGAGCGUAAAUUUCAGCGAUGGUUCUUCGAGACACGAGCCGACAAUGAGCGCAAUCGCGAGAUUCAGGCGGGUCUGGAGAGACAACUCAAGAUCGAACGCCAGUCGCGAGAAGAGUCUACACGAACUCAAGCUGAUGCCAAUCUUGCCAUCGAGAAUGCAAAGCGAGAGGUUGCUGAAAUGAGGCGUGAGCUCAUGAUUUCGAAAGAUGAAGCUCGCCGUGCUUGGGAAGAGUUAGGCAGGAGAAAUCAGGAAUCUUUGGAUACCGCUCAAAGCCUGAAAGAGGGUAGAGUCACUUUGGUUAGCGGAGUCCAAGUGGUGCCGUACUUUGGUCAACCCAGUCGGACAGGCAGUGCAAGUCAAGGAGCAAGGCCAGUCACCCGGGAUGGGCAAGGAUAUGGAAGUGCUGGCCUAGCAGGAGCUGCAGGACUUGCAAGCCCUGACGAUGGGAGAGAGUACUAUCGUGAGGAAGGUCCCUCACCAUCCAACACCGAUCCGUUCACGGAUAGCGGACGACACCCACCACCACUGCAUCAAAGUCUUGCGCAGGGCACGUACUACCCACAUGGAACAACACCGACAUCACAAGCAACAACGUCAACCGCGAUACCUGCUACAUAUCAAGAACAAGCUUCACCAAGCCAACAGCGUGGCGGUGCCGCAGCCUUGGCCGCGCAGAUCGCAGGUGCAGAUCCUGAACGCUUCUACCAGCAUGCCGGUCCAGGAACGUCACUACAUUCAUCACAGACAUCGUCACAGAAUGUGCCCGUCCCUGCAGCACAAACAGCACCAAUAAGGCGAGAGGAUGUACGUUCAGAUCCUGGAUCCUAUCUCGAAUCCGAGCUCAGCGAAGGUGACACUGAAUAUGCCAUCGAUGCGGGUGGUAACAUUCGCCGCGAUGAACAAGGUCGCCCAAUAGUCUUCCGUCGACGUGGUCCUGUACGCAGCAUUGAGAGUGAAGACGACUUUGACACCGAAGAAGCUGUUCGUCGUGAACGCGAACUUGCAGCAAGAUAUGGUGGCGGUGCCAUUCCCGAAGCUCCUUCCGUACCUGCUACCAGCGCGCAAGCCAUGGAGACUUUUCAGGAGAGUGCUGGGCCGGACUAUUCGGGACAGGGAUACGACAACUACCAGCAAUAUAUUCCGAGACAUCAUCACCCUACCCGUCUGAGCGAUGUCCUGGAAGAAGAGGAAGAAAGAAGCUCGAGACGGACAGGACCGGAAUAGAAUGCCGCGUCCACUGCGCCACUAGAGCCAAUGACGCCCGAGAACACCGACUCAACGGAGGAGAUUAUCAGGGACCUGCAAUUGGGUACAAAAACACCCGCCAUUGAGACUGAUACAGACAUGGUGCAUUGGUGGGAAAUGGUGAGAGGCUGUGAUGGAAGUCGAGAUAUUCUUUUCAACUGAACAUACGUACCACGAAACUCAUUUCGUAGCGUUGGCGUUUGCAUUGGAGGGAGAGAAGGAGAGACGCAUAAGUGAGCCAGCCAGCCAGCCAGCAACAGCAGGACGGGAGGGAUCUAUCUCUCAUUCGAAUUUCCUUGGCAUAGCGAGGCGCGCUUUUUACUUUUCUGCUCGAAUAUUUGCGAGCGGCAUUGGUUGAGAUACCUCUGAAGCGAGCGGAAAGCAUCUUUUUAUUUCAG